Messenger RNA from Drechmeria coniospora, 762 nucleotides. Its product is annotated as methyltransferase domain-containing protein. NCBI's taxonomy places the organism in Eukaryota, Fungi, Ascomycota, Sordariomycetes, Hypocreales, Ophiocordycipitaceae. Gene Ontology annotation, molecular function: methyltransferase activity. The transcript is spliced from 2 exons. The coding region runs from base 1 to 762 and encodes 253 amino acids. The record is from RefSeq and is a predicted model, not a curated record.
AUGCUAGCAUAUGCUUUCCCGAAUGAUGCGCAGGAGCAAGAGCGACUGGAACUCCAGGGUGUGGCGUUGAAAAAGCUCUUCGGAGACCGACUCUUUUUUGCGCCUCUCUCCGAGGCAACUCCGCCGAGAACGAUACUCGAUGUCGCGACGGGGGUUGGUGACUGGGCCAUCCAGAUGGGCGAUCUCUUUCCCAACUCGGAAAUCAUCGCCACCGACUUGUCGCCUAUUCAACCUAAACAGGUGCCCCCGAAUGUUUGCUUUUACGUGGAAGACUCGUCCGAUCCCUGGGAGUACUCUCAAAAGUUCGACUACAUCCACACGCGGAUCACCUUUGGCUGCUGGUCGUCGUUUGAAAAACAGAUUGCCCAGCAAGCCUUCGACCUGCUCGAACCCGGCGGUUGGUUCGAAUCGCAAGAGACAGACAGCACUAUCCUCUGCGAUGACGGUACCAUGAGGGCCGACGGUCCAUUCUCGACCUGGUUUCACAAGAUCACGGCGGCCGGCGAGCAAUGCGACCGGCCCACCAUCCUGGGCUCUACUCUGAAGGAAAUAUACGAGCGCGUUGGGUUCGUGGACGUCCAAGAACGCAUCUUCAAAAUGCCGACGAAUGCUUGGGCCAAGGAUGAGAUGAUCAAUAAGUUGGGCCUCAUGUGGGAGAGAAACCUCCUCCAAGGACUCAGCGGCUUUUCCUACAGUCUUUUCAACAGGACCUAUGGCUGGAGUGCAGCACAAAUCGAGGUGAGCCGGCUCAUGGCUGCCUGA